This is a messenger RNA of Benincasa hispida (wax gourd), 2767 nucleotides long. Lineage: Eukaryota; Viridiplantae; Streptophyta; Magnoliopsida; Cucurbitales; Cucurbitaceae. The record is from RefSeq and is a predicted model, not a curated record.
AUAGCGCCUUUUUAUCCCCAAGCAAUUUCUGUGGAAUCUUUGCUUCCGGAAAUGGAAGCUUUGAGCACAAAUUCGCCAAUUCCUUCACCCAAGUUUGAACCAGAUAUCGAGAAAAUUAAGCGAACGCUCGUCCACAAGGGUGUUCAUCCCACUCCCAGAAUCGUCCGCUCUCUCCGCAAGAAAGAAAUCCAGAAGUACAAUCGCAAACUCAAGCGACUGACCGAACGACAAGCCGAUCAGUCGCCACCCCUUUCUGAGUCCCAAAAGCAACUAAUCGCCGAGGAAACUCAUUUUCUGACGUUGAGAAGCGAGUACAAGGAGUUCUCGAAGGCCAUUGAGGCAAAACCAGCCGGUGGCUUGAUGGUCGGAAGGCCUUGGGAGAGACUGGAAAGAGUUAACCUUAAAGAACUUACGGGUUUUAGAACGGGAUACAAUCGGGAUAAUCUGAAGAAGGAGAGUUUGAGAGAAUUGAGGAAGCUGUUUGAGGCUCGUAAGCUCGAGGAAUUGCAGUGGGUUUUGGACGACGAUGUGGAACUGAAGGAAGAGUGGUUGGAGAGUGAAAAUGACCACCGUGACGCCAUGGAACGGAGGCGCGGCGAUGGAGAGGUUAUUCGCUUCCUUGUUGACAGGCUCAGUUCGAGACCAAUUUCCAUGAGAGAUUGGAAAUUCUCAAGGAUGAUGAUACGGUCAGGAUUGCAGUUUAAUGAAGGUCAACUACUUAAAAUUUUGGAUGCCCUUGGUGCUAAGGGAUGUUGGAAACAGGCAUUGUCAGUGGUCGAGUGGGUGUACAAUCUUAAAAGUCACAGUCAUUCUAAAAGCAGGUUUGUCUACACAAAGCUUUUAGCUGUUCUUGGGAUGUCGAGGAAACCUCAGGAAGCCCUUCAGAUAUUUCAUUUGAUGAGGAUAUGUUAUAGCUACCUUAUUCAGGGAGAUGGCCAGAUAUAUCCUGACAUGGCUGCAUAUCACAGUAUAGCUGUUACGCUAGGUCAAGCUGGUCUCUUGAAACAAUUGCUGAAAGUUGUUGAAUGCAUGAGGCAGCAACCGUCUAGAAAAGUUAGAAACAAGUGCCGCAAAUCUUGGGAUCCUGCAGUUGAACCCGACCUUGUUGUAUACAAUGCUAUUUUGAACGCAUGCAUUCCCACCCUUGAGUGGAAAGGUGUCUACUGGGUGUUCACACAAUUGAGAAAGAGUGGUCUGAGACCUAAUGGGGCAACAUACGGACUUUCUAUGGAGGUUAUGCUGAAAUCUGGAAAGUAUGAGCAACUUCACAAGCUUUUUACAAAAUUGAAGAAGAGCGGAGAAACUCUAAAGGCAAACACUUACAGAGUUCUUGUCAAAGCUUUUUGGGAGGAAGGAAAUGUCAAUGGAGCUAUUGAGGCAGUCAGGGAUAUGGAACAAAGAGGAGUAGUUGGAUCUGCCAGUGUCUAUUAUGAACUAGCUUGUUGUCUGUGCUACAAUGGGAGGUGGCAAGAUGCAUUAGUAGAGGUGGAAAAAAUGAAAACACUGUCACACAUGAAACCUUUGGUGGUGACCUUCACUGGCAUGAUCUUAUCUUCCUUCGAUGGUGGACAUAUAGAUGAUUGUAUAUCUAUUUUCGAGUACAUGAAGCAAAAAUGUGCGCCAAAUAUAGGGACCAUAAAUAGCAUGCUUAAAGUUUAUGGCCGAAAUGAUAUGUUUUUAAAAGCUAAAGAUUUAUUUGAAGAAAUAAAGAGAAAAGCUGAUUGUUCCUCCCACAGUAGUGCUGUUCCUUCUUUAGUUCCAGAUGAGUAUACGUAUGGCUCAAUGCUUGAGGCAGCUGCUAGUGCACUCCAAUGGGAAUAUUUUGAGAAUGUAUACAGGGAAAUGGCUCUGUCGGGAUACCGGCUUGAUCAGAGUAAACAUGCAAGGCUACUUGUGGAAGCAUCCAGAGCUGGGAAGUGGUAUCUAUUGGAUCAUGCAUUUGACUCAAUCUUGGAAGCUGGACAGAUUCCUCAUCCACUGUUGUUCACAGAAAUGAUAUUGCACCUUACAACUCAAGAUAACUAUGAGCAGGCUGUCACCUUAGUGAGAACCAUGGGAUAUGCUCCAUUUCAAGUGAGUGAAAGGCAAUGGACAGAACUUUUUGAAGGGAACAGGGACAGAAUUUGUUGGAAAAACUUGAAAAAACUAUUGGAUGCUCUUGGCAACUGUGAUGCAUCAGAAGCCACGGUCUCGAACUUGUCGAGGUCAUUGCAGUCUCUUUGCAAACUAGGCAUACCAGAGAACACCUCCCAGUCUGUAGCUUGUGACCAUGAUGUAACCGAUGGAUUACAACUUCCUGGUUCUGAAAACACGGAGAAUAUGAAGCUUCACCCAGAUCGCGUCACUGAUUGUUGUGAUGAGUCAUUGGAUAUCAUUCCUGUUAACCAUGCAAGCUUGAACAUGAAGGUCAAGAGUGACUCAGAGGUGUCCCCUUGGUCACAGAGUAGUUCUGAAGGUGUUUUAGGUACUGACCAAUUUUCAGAUCGUUCCAUCAAUGAGCUCUCGACUAUUGAUUUGUGUGAUGACAGCGAAGAUGAUGAGGAAGGACUUAACAUGUUACUUGAUGGAUUUGAUGAUUCUUAUGAUUCAAACUUGCCUUCUGUCAAUGAAAUACUGAAAACCUGGAAAGAGGAGAGGAAAACCGAUGGGUUAUUUCUCCACCCUCUGAAUUAGUACACUUUAGUAAUGUCUUGUUAUGUGUCUGUAUAUAGUACAUAUUUACACAAUUUGCAUAAUCAUAGCUUUAAAUCGUUGCAUUUCACUAUCA